AUGGACAGGACUGAGCCGAAAGGAUCAGCCUCGCAUCUAAUGACAGUACCACAAGAACUUCGGCUUGGCGAUCCAUAUCCUGGUCGUCCAAAUAGCCUGUUGGUUCAAAUUCCAACAUGGACCAAUAUGGUAGAUUUUGGGCAGGGAAAAGCGCAAAUGAAUAACGGCUAUCCCAGGUCCGUUGUGCACCCUGAUAUACCUGGGAUCAACUUGGAUGAUGCUAAUUAUAAGCCAUUCAAGCUUAGUUCCACGAUUCUGGACAUGGCCCACGAAGACAUAGAUCGCAAACACUCUUCACUUCUGCUGUUCUCUGGUGUCCAUGCGGCACUUUCCUGCAAGAAUUACAUCCUCCUUCUCUCUCAGACUAAGGAUCAUUCAACCCUCGACAAUUUGAUAAGGGUAUACUGGGUAAAUUUUAGUAGCUCGGUGUGUCAUGACAAUCACGCGCGCUCGUCUAUAUCAGGGAUUUAUGCAGUCAUCUACCCUAAUGCAACGUCUUCCGAGGCUCAGGCGUUCUGGGAACGGGCGGGGCCAGGCAUAUCCCCACGUUUGGCACAACAUUGCUUAAAGUAUGGUUCGAAGCCUCGGGUCCACGCAUUGACUGCUUCUACCACCACCACUAUAGGGAGCACCCUUCCCAAUUCCCACCCUGUGUACGAAAAACUUCGUGAAAGAAUUGCUGGCUAUGUUCAGCACCGAGGGAUGGAUCCCCGGGUCCUCAAGCAGGUCGCUCCAUCCGACAUCUUCCUAUAUGGCUCCGGGAUGGCAGCCAUAUACCACAUUCACCAGUCAAUUCUGGCCGAGAGGGCUGGGGAGACCAUCAAUGCUGGCCUCCUGUAUGGGCCUACUCUUAGACUCCUACAAACAGAAGGUCCAGGGCUCAAAUCUUAUAACCUAGGAACUGAGGCCGACUUGGAUGAUAUUGCUGCCCGGCUAGAGUUGGGAUCUGAGGAGGCUCGCGCGGUGCAAGCAAUAUGGUGUGAAUUUCCCAGCAACCCAUUACUGCAGACGGUAGAUCUACAGCGAUUACGUCUAGUGGCGGAUCAACAUGACAUUCCUAUAGUGGUGGAUGACAGUGUUGCCAGCUUUGCAAACGUAGAUCUCCUGGGAGUGGCCGACGUUGUUGUCUCCUCGCUGUCUAAAUAUUUCAGCGGAUAUGCCGACGUAAUGGCAGGAAGUGUCAUCCUGAAUCCCAAUUCGACACACUAUGUCGCUCUGAGGAAACGACUGUCUGCUACGUACGAGAAUAGCCUUUUCGUGCAAGAUGCGAUCCGGUUGGAAUUCAAUAGCCGGGAUUUUCUAGCUCGAAUGGCUCGAAUCAACGACACCACAAAAUACCUUGUAACCCAGCUUUUGCCUCUCGUCUCGAAUCCCGCGAGCCCAGUGACGCGUAUUCUAUACCCAUCCGUGUGCUCAUCACGUCCAUACUACGAGCGCCACAUGCGCCUUGCCUGGUCUAACGAGCCUCCAUCAGGAUAUGGGGGCGUUUUCACGAUAGAGUUUGCCGACAUCGGAAGCGCUUCUGUCUUUUUCGACCACUUAAUCAGCUAUAAAGGGCUAUCAUUUGGCGCGGAUGUCUGCAUUGCGUCGCCAUAUAUGCAGAUGACGGGGCAGACCGGUAAGAAGCAACCAUCUUCCUAUGACGCAAAUGAGACCAUCGUACGCUUUUCCGUGGGUCUAGAGGAUUCAGGAGAGAUCCUCAAGCGCCUAAACGCUGCGUUGGAUGCUGCGAGUCUAGCGCUUUCGGCCCACGCGAAUGUGUCACUGUACUGCUAG
Molecule: messenger RNA, 1776 nt
Organism: Penicillium macrosclerotiorum
Lineage: Eukaryota; Fungi; Ascomycota; Eurotiomycetes; Eurotiales; Aspergillaceae
Exons: 3
Coding region: 1-1776 (591 amino acids)
Biological process (GO): transsulfuration
Molecular function (GO): cystathionine gamma-synthase activity; pyridoxal phosphate binding
Source: RefSeq, a predicted model, not a curated record